AGUGAGGCAGAAGCCACACACAGCGCUUUCCCUGGAAAGAGAGAUGUGUUUAUCUCUGAUCUGUUGUGGGUGGAUGCUGUUGUUUUCCGUUUUUGUGUUUGGCAAUGUGGCAGUGAAUCACACUACAACUUUAUUUGUCAAUCAUGGAGAGUCUGCCAAAAUCAGAUGCAACUACAGCCGAACAGAUGACACAGAAAUCAUGACAGUGGAUUUACAAGCAUUAAAUCAUGCACGCAUGUGUUCAUACAUACAUUUGAAUGCAUGGCAAAAACAAAGUUGUAAAGAUCACAUCAGAUUCAUAUGGAUUCCAGAGGCUGAGGAAAUAUCAUUUGAGCUAUUAAAUCUCUGUAUUAAGGAUACCGGCACAUACAUCUGUACUGUGAGGAGGACUGCAAAACCACCUCAAGUGGAUCUGGGAGUAGAAAGAGUUCAAGUUAUUGUGUAUCCCGCCUUGUCUCUGUCCUGUGUGAAGAGGCCUGAUGGAUCUCCCAUGAUUCUGUGCUCUGUGGAAUUUUACCACGAUUCACUUGAACAGUUGUGGAUCAGAGACGGUGACGUCCUCAAAAGCUCAUACUCAAACAAAUCAUUCAAUGGAUUCUUCAGUCAGCAAUCAUACCUUAUAAUACCACCACAAACCUUCAAUGAUACAAUCUACUCCUGCUGGGUAAACCACUCGUCCUUAAACAAACCACUCGUGGCCAAUUUAUCAAGUUCUGUCUGUUACGAAACUGGGGGUGUAACUGUGACUGUGACAGUAGUGUUUGUCAUGUUGACAGUGGUGUUGACUGUCUUUUUGAUCACUCCAGUCAUAUGUAAACAUUACAAAAGAGCAGGUCAGCAGUCUGUGUCUCAUGUAGGAGUGAGUUUCACACCUGAGCCUGUCCUCCAUGAUCACCUGCAGUCUGAGAUACUGUACUCAACACUGGGUGACCAUCAUCCAGUCCCAUGCAGCCCUGCCAUUGUCCGAUCAUUUGAACAAUAAACACUGAAU
Messenger RNA from Sinocyclocheilus anshuiensis, 991 nucleotides. RefSeq lists its product as uncharacterized. Lineage: Eukaryota; Metazoa; Chordata; Actinopteri; Cypriniformes; Cyprinidae. The coding region runs from base 44 to 982 and encodes 312 amino acids. The transcript has 6 exons. The record is from RefSeq and is a predicted model, not a curated record.